UACAUAGAAAAAAAUAGGGGUGAGUGGCAUAGCCGCCGUGGAGUAAAAAUCCGGUGGCCCCAAGCUGAAUCAAUUCCCAUCCCAGAGAGAAGAGAAGAGAAAGAGAAGGCAAGAUUGAGCAGAGAGAUAUGGGAGAGGAAGAUGGAGCAUUCAAUCACAAGAAACAAACACUGAUCGAUGAAAUAUCCGCUAAGAUCAUCCAUGGUGAUCUCCUCACCAAGAUUCACGCUGCAAGGGAGAUUAGGAGUAUGAUUCGAAAUCGAAAUUCCUCCGUCAACAUCCGUGCCAAGUUCGCUGCUGCCGGCGUUAUACAGCCGCUUAUUCUCAUGCUCUACUCCAGAAACUACGACGCUCGCCAAGUUUCCCUACUUGCCCUCCUCAAUCUUGCUUCUAGAAACGAAAGAAACAAAGAACAAAUAGUGACCUGUGGUGCUAUCCCACCUCUUGUGGAGCUUCUCAAGUUCCAGAACUGCAGUGCCUUGAGGGAAUUAGCCACUGCUGCAAUUUUGACGUUAUCAGCGGCCCCACCCAACAAACAGACCAUAGCAAACUCCGGAGUGAUACCGCUACUGGUCCAAAUCCUCAGCUGUGGAAGUGUUCAAGGAAGGGUUGAUGCUGUUACUGCCCUUUAUAACCUCCUGGCCUCGAAAGAAGAGCCGACUAUUGUUUCUGAUGCUAAAGCAGUCCCUCCUCUCAUCAACCUCCUCAAAGAAUGCAAAAAAUCAUCCAAAUUUGCUGAAAAAACCACAGCCUUGAUCGAAAUCCUCUCGAAUUCUGAAGAAGGAAGAUUUGCUAUCACAAACUCUGAGGAUGGGAUACUAACAUUAGUAGAGACGAUUGAAGAUGGAUCUCUAGUUAGCACCGAACAUGCAGUCAGUGCUUUACUUGCAUUAUGCCUAAGCUGCAGAAGUAAAUACAGGGAACUCAUUUUGAAUGAAGGUGCGAUUCCUGGGCUGUUACGAUUAACCGUGUAUGGGACCAACGAAGCGCAGGACAAGGCUAGGACACUAUUGGACUUACUCAGGGAUAGUCCUCCAGAAAAGAGACUGAGCUCAUCUGUUUUGGAGAAGAUUGUGUAUGAUAUCGCAGCAAGGGUUGAUGGCUCCGAGAAAACAACAGAAACUGCAAAAGGUUUACUGCAAGAUAUGGUUCAAAGAAGCAUGGAUCUUAGCACGAAUGAAAUCCAGAUCAAGGCUUCAUCUUCGUCCACAUAAAGCUCAUAGCAUAGAGUUACUAUUCUAGGAAGUAUUUGAGGUAUUCUUUACAGAGCCCUGGAAAAAACCAAGGUGAUUUUAACUAACCUUACAGGGGAUUGUAAAUCUUUCAUAAAAAAAGGUUUGGAGAAAGCCCUGUUACUUGUAUAUUUUCCUCAACUUCUAGUGUAGUUGUGAAAUGAAAAUUUUGAACAAUGUAGCUUUAAUGGGAGCAUAAACGUGCGAUAUCCCAUUUUGACAAAUUAGUGUUAUUUAUACGUGGCACCCAGAAAUUACACAAAGUUUUAAAA
Messenger RNA from Cynara cardunculus var. scolymus (artichoke), 1504 nucleotides. RefSeq names its product U-box domain-containing protein 15-like. NCBI's taxonomy places the organism in Eukaryota, Viridiplantae, Streptophyta, Magnoliopsida, Asterales, Asteraceae. Gene Ontology annotation, molecular function: protein binding. The transcript has 2 exons. The record is from RefSeq and is a predicted model, not a curated record. The coding region runs from base 129 to 1214 and encodes 361 amino acids. Gene Ontology annotation, cellular component: cytoplasm; nucleus.